AUGUGGCGUGAGCCACCGCUUUGUUUAUUACACCAUGCACCACCCCAAGUCAAAAAAGUCUUACAAGCCAAAAUGGGUGGUAAAAGCCAGUCCACUACAGGUAGUAAAAGCCAGUUCACUACAGGUGGUAAAAGCACAUCUGAAACUUCUGAAAUUGAAUCGUCCUAUUCCUCUACUGGCAAAAUGACGAGCAUCUAUGCAGAGCUUGCUCGCCUCAAACUCAAUAUAAAGCAAAAGUCUGCACUACUCUACUACCUCACUGAAAAUGGCGAAGCUGAAGCUAAAAUGGAGAAAGCCUUCGGUACCUGCAACGACGAUGAGGAGAAAUAUGCCUAUCUAGACUUAGUCUUGGGGGGUUUAUCUGAAAAGUCUCGCUCAACUGAAAUUGAAUCGGUCAACCUCGUUACUGAUGAUAAAACAUCUGAGCCUCAUCUUGAAACAGAAUUUAUUGAAAAGCUAAAGCUCGAUAUAUCUAAAGAGCCUGUUUUCGGAAAAUAUGACCCUAAAGAUGCAGAUCUCGAACAGUUUGUUAAAAAACUGCGCCUCGACCAAAUGGACUACGAUGAAUUAACGGGCAAAGAUGUACAGAAAUUUUACGAAUUCGUUGGUCCUGAUUUUGCUUGGCCUCCUACCAUGGAUAACGCAGAGCGCUGUCUCAUCCUUGGUUCUGUUGCCCAUGAGGGAAGACAAGGAGAAGAAUAUGCAAAAAAUCUUAUUGCAUAUCGGCGCUUCAAAGAGGCUGGACAAUUUGAUUCGUCUAAAGGUACUCAUGUCUUGAUCAUCGACGGAAAGAUAGUCGGUUAUGGAACAGAAGCAUCGGGCAAGGAAUACAAAGAAAUCAGGUCAAAGCGUCCAGGAGCGUUGUACGCGCCUCUUAUAGAAAAGGUGGUCUACGCGAGAUUCUCUUCUAUUGAAGGUGUCUCAAAAAAGGAGUGGCAGGUGCACAUGCGUAUUAGGCGCAAAGCCUACCCCAAUGUUAUAGCAACAAUGGCCAAUAUUGAACAAGUCAAAAACCGCAAUUAUCGGCUAUUACUCGAUACUGGUGCCACUUACACAGUUGUACCGAAGUUUGUACAGGAAAGGAUGGGGCACAGUGAUGGCUGGAGUGACAUGGCUAUAAAAGUUAGUGGCUACGGUUCCAACUCCCGAAUGUUUCAGAUUGAUGAGCCCUGGGAAGUCUCCUUGGGGGAUGGUGUGAAUUGGACGGAAUGGAUGGAGAUUGAAGAAUUAUAUGUUUGGCAAAAGUAUCUUUCCCGCACAGUGGAUUGUGGUCUGGUUGGUUUUGAUGUUUUAAAUAACACUUACCAGAUCAAAGUCCCCGGCAAACCGUAUGCUUUUAUAACAGAUGACAUUGCUAAUCAAUUACAACAAAUUUACAACAGCAUCAAUAGAUCUGACGGAUCCGGCUAG
Messenger RNA from Ambispora gerdemannii, 1410 nucleotides. NCBI's taxonomy places the organism in Eukaryota, Fungi, Glomeromycota, Glomeromycetes, Archaeosporales, Ambisporaceae. The record is from the annotation of a GenBank genome assembly.